AUGGAGAUGAUGAAAAUUGUUGAAACGUUUUCCUGGAGUCAAAUUUUAAGCGCCUUACCUUACCUCCGUGGUGUCAGAACUACAGAGACAAGAAGCCCCAAACUGUCUCACAGUCCUCAGCCUCCCAGCUUGGGCGACCCAGUGGAGCAUUUAUCUGAGACUUCUGGUGACUCUCUGGAAGCCAUGUCUGAGAGCGAAGCCCCAAGUCCUUUCUCCAGAGGCAGCCGAACUCGAGCGAGCCUUCCGGUGGUGAGAUCGACCAACCAGACGAAAGAAAGAUCUCUGGGGGUUCUCUAUCUCCAGUAUGGAGAUGAAACCAAGCAGCUCAGGAUGCCCAACGAAAUCACGAGUGCAGACACGAUCCGGGCUCUCUUCGUAAGUGCCUUCCCACAGCAGCUCACCAUGAAAAUGCUGGAGUCGCCCAGUGUCGCCAUUUACAUCAAAGACGAGAGCAGAAAUGUCUAUUAUGAACUAAAUGAUGUAAGAAACAUUCAGGACAGAUCGCUCCUCAAAGUGUACAACAAGGAUCCUGCACAUGCAUUCAAUCACACGCCAAAAACUGUGAACGGAGACAUGAGGAUGCAGAGAGAACUUGUUUAUGCAAGAGGAGAUGGCCCUGCGGCCUCUCGACCUGGGUCCACAGCGCACCCGGCCCACGCCAUUCCAAAUUCUCCGCCCUCCACGCCCGUGCCCCACUCCAUGCCUCCCUCCCCAUCCAGAAUUCCUUACGGGGGCAGCCGCCCCAUGGUGGUCCCCGGCAACGCCACCAUCCCCAGGGACAGGCUCUCCAGCCUGCCCGUGUCCAGGUCCAUCUCCCCCAGCCCCAGCGCCAUUCUGGAAAGAAGAGACGUAAAGCCCGAUGAAGACAUGAGCGGCAAGAACAUCGCGAUGUACCGAAACGAGGGUUUCUACGCGGAUCCUUACUUGUACCACGAGGGACGCAUGAGCAUCGCCUCUUCCCACGGCGGCGCGCACCCGCUGGACGUGCCCGAUCACAUCAUCGCCUAUCACCGCACCGCCAUCCGGUCGGCUAGCGCGUACUGCAGCCCGACCUUACAGGCGGAAAUGCAUAUGGAGCAGUCCCUGUACAGGCAGAAACCCAGGAAAUACCCGGACAGCCACUUACCCACUCUGGGCUCCAAAACGCCCCCCGCCUCCCCGCACCGCGUCAGCGACCUGAGGAUGGUGGACAUGCACGCGCAUCACAGCGCCCACGGGCCCCCGCACACCCUGCAGCCGGACCGGGCCUCGCCCAGCCGCCAGUCCUUCAAGAAGGAGCCGGGCACCCUGGUGUACAUUGAAAAGCCACGGACCGCGCCAGGACUCUCCGGCCUGAUGGACCUCGGCCCUCCGCUAGUGGAGAAGCAAAUGUUUGCUUACAGCACCGCUACGAUCCCCAAAGACAGAGAGACCAGAGAGAGGAUGCAAGCCAUGGAGAGACAGAUUGCCAGUUUAACUGGCCUUGUUCAGUCUGCGCUUUUUAAAGGGCCCCUAACAAGUAAUAGCAAAGAUGCAUCUAGCGAGAAGAUGAUGAAAACACCAGCUACUAAGAACCACACAGAGAGUGCAGGAACUCCCCAUGUUUCUGGCGGGAAGACUCUCGGCGCCCUGGAGUCCCUGGGGCCACCCAGCCAGCCCCUGGCCGCCGGCACCUCGGCCGUCCACCUGAGCCUGCUCGACAUGAGGCGGAAUGUGGCCGAGCUCCGGCUCCAGCUGCAGCAGAUGCGACAGCUCCAGCUGCAGAACCAGGAGCUGCUGAGGGCGAUGGUGAAGAAGGCUGAGCUGGAAAUCAGCGGCAGAGUGAUUGAAAUGAUGAAGAGGCUGGAGGACCCUGUGCAGCGCCAGCGUGUCCUGGUGGAGCAAGAGAGACAGAAGUACCUGCAGGAAGAGGAGAAGAUCGUCAAGAAGUUAUGUGAGCUGGAGGACCUGGUUGAAGACCUGAAGAAGGACUCUGCAUCGGCCGGCCGAGUGGUCACCUUAAAAGACGUGGAAGAUGGGGCGUUCCUCCUGCGACAAGUGGGAGAAGCGGUAGCUUCCCUGAAAGGAGAAUUCCCGACCUUACAAAACAAGAUGCGAGCCAUCCUGCGCAUAGAGGUGGAGGCCGUGCGGUUCCUGAAGGAGGAGCCGCACCGGCUGGACAGUCUCCUGCAGAGAGUGCGGAGCAUGACCGACACCCUGACCCUGCUGCGGAGGUGA
Molecule: messenger RNA, 2196 nt
Organism: Myotis lucifugus (little brown bat)
Lineage: Eukaryota; Metazoa; Chordata; Mammalia; Chiroptera; Vespertilionidae
Product: sickle tail protein homolog
Exons: 12
Coding region: 1-2196 (731 amino acids)
Cellular component (GO): cytoplasm
Source: RefSeq, a predicted model, not a curated record